CUGGGAUCGGGCAUACUGCAACAACUCUGGAGCUGCUUACAAACAGCUGCCUCUUGUCGGGCACAAAACACCGAUCCCUGUUUUAGCGUUUAUUGCUGACAGCUGCCAGAAAUGUCAGAGACGUCAAGUGAUGCAGAGUCAUCCUGUGGCUGGACCAUUAUUAGUAAUGAGGGUUCAGAUAUCGAAACGCUGGGAUUGGAGGCUGCAGUGGAAUAUGGAGCCGAGCUGUUAGAGCGCCCUCCAGUGGAAGAGGCAGAGCUGCAUGACACACAGGCCUCUGCAUCUGGUGCUGGAUGUGUUGAAGAGAGAGGUGCUGAUUCCCUUGACGACACACUGGGAGAACAAACCGUAGAUGAGACACUGUAUGUCUCUGAGGCAGGAGACAGUGCUGAGGGGAAAGGGCAUGUCUCUCUGUUGUCCUUCAGCGAUCACUCUGACAUCGUGACUCUGGGAGACUUGAAGGAGGACGAUCACGCAGACGUGGAAGAGGAGGCAGCAGCCAAUGAGGAGUUUUACCUCGGCACGUCCUGCAGCAGCCAGUACGCCUUCACUGCUGCAGAGACUGCAGGUUUGAUGAUGAGUCACUGGAAGCUUCCUCAGAGUUUGGUGAACUUAGGCUACCAUCUGAGGAGCCAGCUCACUGGAGGCCGCUCUUUUGCAGUUUUCCCAGUGCAGCAGCCAGCAGUGACAAACUCGAGCAGCAGUGAGGACGAGGCGGGACAAGGCGCCAGCACCGUCAUACGAAGACGGCGGGUGAGGAAGAACACCACGAGCAUUGUGACAGACCCUGAGGAAGAAGAGGCACUGGAAUCUGGUCCAAGUGAAGAGGAAGAGGAGGUGGAAGAGGAGACGCAGCAGGAGGAGCAGGCUGAAGUUAGACCUGCUGCGGCUCUGCAUGUGCGAAUGCAAGGCCAGGGCAGCAGUAUACUCAACAAGUGUAUCCUGCUCGCCCUCAUCAUAGCCAUCAGCAUGGGCUUUGGUCACUUCUAUGGCACAGUCCAGAUUCAAGAAAGACAGAAGAAUGUGGAGAAAAUCAGAGUGAAUGAGCUUGAUAGUGUGAGGGAUCUGCUUCGAGAUGAACAUUUUACAAAACAGGCUCAGAGGGGAGACUUUGCCCUGAAAGACUUGGAUGAGCAAAAAGUUAUUUCACUGCUCACAGAGGUGAUUGAAAAGAUAAAGAAAGAGAACCAGGAGAUCAACGUCAACCAGGCGCACAUUCAGGCCCAGAGGGAUGACCUAGAAAUGUUGCUGAAACAGAAAGCUGAGGAGAGGACUAACAUCGCGGCUCAGCAACAGAGGCUGACGGCUGAAAACCAGCAGCUGAAAAGAUCGCUGGAACGCGAAGAAAAGUCUCUGUCCACUUUACAGGAGGAGCUGAGAAACCUGCGCUCUAAGAUUAGAGAACUGGAGGCGAAGGGAGCUGGAGCUGACUCACUACUGUCAGAAAACCACAGGCUGAAAGAGCAGCUGGAGGAGGAGAAGCAGCUGAUCAGAAACUUCCACACCCAGAGGGAAGACUUAAUGGCUGAAGCACAGACACUGAGGAAGAAGCUUGACAAGGAGAGGAGGUCCACAGAUGAGAUGAGGAGAGAGCUGACUCGUCUGAGAAGUCGCAUCCCUGGAGCUGGAAAGGAGGCCGGUUCAGAGGCAGAAGAGCUACAGUCACGUCUGAUGGAGCUGGAGAAGCGACUGAGCUUCGAACAGCAGCGCUCUGACCUGUGGGAGAGGCUGUAUGUGGAAACCAAAGAAGAAAGAGCCAAAGGAGACACAGAGUCCAAAGUGAAAAAACCGAAAGCGGGCAUGGCAGGGAAAGUGAAGGAGACAUUUGAUGCCGUGAAAAACUCCACCAAGGAGUUCGUCCACCACCACAAAGAGCAGAUUAAGAAAGCAAAAGAGGCUGUGAAGGAGAACCUGAGGAAGUUUUCAGAUUCUGUCAAAUCAACCUUUCGACACUUCAAGGACUCGGCUUCAACUUUCAUCAAUAAGGCCAGAGGCUUUUAUAAGAAGAGAUGUGAUGAGAAGAAUCCAAAAGAGUCCUUCCACAACACUCGAAAAUCAGGGUAUAAAGUCCAUGAAGAUAGAGGUCAAAACAGCCACAAAGCCAACUUCAAAGGGUGCUCUGGCGUUUUUGACUGCGCCUACCAGGAGUCUAUGAGUCUCUUCAACAAAGCCAUGGAGCCGAUCAGAGCAGAUGAAUUUUACCAGCUGCUGCAGAGCUACCUGCACCAGGAGGUCGAUCACUUCCACCACUGGAAAGAGCUGGAGAUUUUCAUCAACAGCUUCUUCCACAAUGGGGUGUUCAUCCACGACCAGAUGCUGUUCACAGACUUUGUCAGCGGGGUGGAGGACUAUCUGGCAGAUAUGCACGAGUAUCACGGGCUCGACGAUGAUGUGUUUGGAGAUCUUGAUGACUACGUCUACAGGCACUUCUUUGGAGAGACUUACACAAAAAGCUAUGGCCCAAGCGGGCCGUUUGAGAGACCCGACACCAACUCAAAGGAGGACUCACGCUCAAAGCAUCAACGCAAGCAGCAGAGAGCCAGAUCUCGACCACACAGUGAACGCAAGUGGAGCAGAUCAGGAAGAAACACAGACAGACACAUGGCUGAUGUCAAAAUAGAACUGGGUCCGAUGCCGUUUGAUCCCAAAUACUGAAAAUAUCGCACCAGGUUUAAUAUUAUAGUUGCACAUUCUAUUUUUGGUUGUAUUUAGAUGCAAAAGCUCUUUUUUGUAAGUUUGCACAAUAUUAACUUUUUAAUGCUACUGAACGUCCUCAAGCUGUUUUGUGUUUAGUGAAGUAAUCAUCAUUAGGUUUGAGUGAAACAUGUGGCUUAUCUAUUUUGUAACAUGAGAGAUUCGUGUUCAUUUAACAUUUGACAAAUGUUAACCACUUAAUUUUUAGGACUUCCUGCUGAAGCACCACUGAUUCUCAUCUGCAACCACAGCACUUUUGUUUAGAAAUAUUUAGCGGAAAAUGUUACUUGUGAACCCAAAGCUAAACAAAAAAAUGGAGAAAAAAAAACAAAAACAAAAAAAAGACGCCACAUUAAGGAUGUUUCCAUGUACAGCCAUAUAGUUGUUUUAAUUUGCUGCUACAAAGACAGGUCUAUGUGAUGUGGCUGUAUCUUGCUUUUAAAAUGCUGUUUUCUAACAUUCCACCUCAAGCUUGUUUCAACUGGACCUGGAAGUUUUGUUUUACUUUAACAUGAGAUGAGAAAAAGGCUGGAAAAACAAUUUCACACCAGAUUUUGUUGUGAAUAAUUGAAAAAAAAAAAAAAA
Messenger RNA from Seriola dumerili (greater amberjack), 3279 nucleotides. RefSeq names its product cell cycle progression 1 (gene ccpg1). Bases 112 to 2655 code for a protein of 847 amino acids. The transcript is spliced from 11 exons. Gene Ontology annotation, cellular component: membrane. Lineage: Eukaryota; Metazoa; Chordata; Actinopteri; Carangiformes; Carangidae. The record is from RefSeq and is a predicted model, not a curated record.